Messenger RNA from Acanthaster planci (crown-of-thorns starfish), 3219 nucleotides. Its product is annotated as monocarboxylate transporter 13-like. The record is from RefSeq and is a predicted model, not a curated record. Gene Ontology annotation, biological process: monocarboxylic acid transport; transmembrane transport. Gene Ontology annotation, molecular function: monocarboxylic acid transmembrane transporter activity. Lineage: Eukaryota; Metazoa; Echinodermata; Asteroidea; Valvatida; Acanthasteridae.
AAGAAUAGUUGCCAAGCCGCUGUCGCUCGCAGCCAUUUUUCCAAUGGCUUUCCUCUGCUUUUCUGGACAAUAAGGCCCGUUUUUCAUCCGUAAGUUUAUCAACUAUCUGCCAAUUCAUGGAAGCCUCCAAACCCAGGGAGUUAAUCCUGGCCCACACUUUCACAACAAUGGCAUAUCCAGCUUUCGGCGGAGGGGAGUUCAAAAGCGAAUGCGGCUUUGGGCUCACUUUUUAUGACAGCACAAAAUAUCACAGAGAUACCGUACUGAGUGAUUUGCACUCCUCAAUUCAAGAAAGCAGCUGCGUAACGACUGAAACUCGGUGUUAAGAGGAAUACCGUAGUGUCCAUGGUGGAAUAUCAGCGAGGCGCCCGCAGAGUUGUAAAGAGUUUCCAAUAGUCAUGACUCGAGUGGUGUCAUUAGGCAAAAAUUCGAUUCGAGACAGGUUUUAGCUCGACUCAAUACAAGAGUCACAUAUCUGAACAAUUACGAUCAAUAAAAAAAGAUAAAAAGGUCAUCUGGGGAAUUAUAAAAUUUACCUCUGGGUUUGAUCAGACCAUUGUUGAUGAUAACAACACAUGGCAUGAACAUUUUAAACCGGCAAGUCAUUGUAAACAAUACUUCGUAAUGAAGUUUGUUUUGAUUUUUUUUUUGAGUCUUAUUAAUUUUCACUCAUUACUCAGUCGAGAAUUAUUUUGAGGGACUCUAGUCGAAUCAUUUGCUCGCAGAGACUCAAAUCGAGUCGAGUAAUGUGCCCUCGGAAUUUGAGUCCAGUCGAGUCGCCGAAAAAGUGUGACUUGAGUCGGACUCAAGUCGAGUAACUGACUCGAGCCAUUCCAACUCUGAGUGCCUGUGUAAUUAUUCCUAGCAGUUACUUGGGAGUUUGACAGUUUCCAGGUCUUUUAAGAUGUGACCAAAGUCUAAGAAUCAUUGGGAAGAGAAAUGAAAAACAAAUUCAAAGCUGUUUAAAGCAUUCUAAUAAUUAGCCUUUUUCCAAUUUAACCAGAUUAAACUUUAUUUCAACGAGUCUCUAAUUAGCAGUUCAUGUACUCGCCCCAGGAUUCGACUAUCAAUUUUCUACAGAAAAAAUUUCCACAAAAUAGUUCCCCUUUCAUCCAACCGGCGCCGUGGCUUAGUAGGUUAAAGCGCCUGUCUAGUAAACAGGAGAUCCCCGGUUCGAAUCCGGGCGGUGCCUUUUGAAACUCUCUCCUUUUGUAGAUUUAUGAAGGAUUUAUUGAACAAAAGUGUUUGGAGGACGAUAGCGGAAAUCUGUUUUAAAAAAAUUGCAAAAAAGCGCAUUAAAGGCUUCUGAAAAAUUCCAACUUUACUUUUUGAGUCCUUCAUGCGUGCUGUCGUAGAAUAAAUUGGCUUAGCCCAUUGUCCAUGUGUUCGUUUCGUUUAUUUAUUCCUUAAUUAAUAUUUGAAAACGAAAACCAGGUCGAUUUACGUUUUUCGAUUCGAAAAAAAAGAUAACUCUUUCAGGUUCACUUUUCCAUUUGAAAAGAACUGCAAUUAUGACCAUACAAGUUCGUUUCUCGUUUUUCUAUGUUGAGAAAGACAAACGGAAAAAGUUAGCAAUUUCUUUGGAAUUUUAUUUGAAAUAAAAAAAUAUCGAUAAAUUGUUAUAGAUUUUGCUGCAAGCAGGGAAAUCUGCAAAGAAAAGCAAUUCUCCACUCAGUAUACGCCCAAUAUUUGUGGAUGUGGGCCCAUAUUAACUGUUAUCGAAUAUCAGCGGAAUGGGUUCGAAAAGCGUCGGCCAGUUUCGGAAUUAUUCAGAAAUGGGAGAAAUUCCAUAUCUUAAUAUUCCUUUUUCAACCAUCUUCAAUUUAUGUAACUUGGCAGACUAUAAAGAGGUUUCUUAAUUAAUUCACCAAAUGAAAAAGGGGAAGUUAUUUGCAUUCUUUGUCCUUUACAGAAAACUGCAUUAAAGUGACCAAUUUUGCCCCUAACCCAAGGAUUAAAAAUGACCCCAUAUUACCCCCAUGAUACGGUACACAAUGAAUGUGCUCAGAGGAAAGCAAACGCAAAUAUGGGCAAAAGCUGGAGUAAAUGAAAAUAAGUUACCCUUCCUCUCCCACCAUCACCAACUCCGCCUCCUGGAUCGAUCAUUCAUUACGGUGCCCAAAACCGUGCUGUAGGUUGAUACUCGACCUUUGUUCACAUUGCCAACGUUUCCCACUGUUUGCCCUUCGUUGCACGUACUAGGGAGCAAAGGACGUUCUCUACCGGGGUUGCAAGGUUCAGUUCUGAACAGCAACACUCGUGAAGCUUUUGGAGUUAGUCCAAGAUCUUUUACAUUCUUGGCUGUGGUCCUUCAAUAACACACGGGCUCGUUGGGUUCUGUGUAGCUUACAAACUAUGGCGAGCUCCUCUAGGGCACCGACUCGGGUGACGGAAAGUCCAAACUCCCCAGAGGGUGGAUGGGGCAUCGUGGUGGUCAUUGCCACCUUCUCUGUCAACGUGCUCUUGUUUGGUCUAUUACGAUGCGGGGGCAUACUCUAUGUCAGCUGGAUGAACGAGUUCGACACCAGUGCUAGGGAGACGGCUGCAGUUCAGAGUAUUGCCACUUCGCUAUUGUGUCUAUGCGGCCUCGUGGGUGCAAUCUUAUGCAAACGCUUCGGCUGCAGAAUUGCAGGAAUAACCGGUGGAGUUCUGUCAUCUUUGGGUCUUUUCUGCAGCUUCUGGGCGAAAAGCGUACUUCACCUCUACGUCACAUUUUUCAUUAUAGGUUUUGGGGUCGGGAUUUCGUACAACUUUGGGAUGGUUGCAGUAGCUAUGCACUUCGACAAGAAGUACAAGACGGCCAAUGCGGUGGCCUUCUCCGGAAUAGGCACAGGAAUCAUGGUUGCGCCUCCAAUUUUUCAACUCCUCUUAGACCGCUACGGCUGGAGAGGAACUCUUCUCAUCAUCUCGGCAAUUAUGGCCAAUUCUAUUGCGUGCGCUGCUCUUUUCAGGCCCCGGCGCAGAAUUGAAUCGCCCGUAGUCGAACAACUGAAUGACGAUGACGGUCAAGAAGAACUGGAGAUUGUUGAGGAAGUACCCGAAAGACAGGCAAGUGCAUCUAAUGCAGAUGGUAGGGAGGUGAUCAUCUCCGAAACAAUUCUUGAUGGUGAGAGAUCCUCCUUUGAUUCAGGAUUACACGAAGAGCGAGAUGAAGCUUGCUACACGUCCACUGACCAGACAGGCCGUACUGAUUAUAUGCCCCUCAAGGACUCAAGGGGA